UGGUUUGAUAUUGAAUGCACUCAGAAGAUGAACGAAGACAGCACGUUCUUAUUCGAUUUUUAAGAUACCAAAUCUUGCUGCCAUAUUGACCUAUAUUUCGUGGCGCUUCUUUUAAAUAAAAGCAAGGACGUAUAACUAACAUCUACUAUACGUCCUCGAUAAAAGAAUGGAUGUGCCAGAGGUGCCAUGCAGUCCUCGUAGUACACUGAAGAGGAAGCGUUCUGCAUCAGAUACAACUCCUAAAAUCCAAGGUCCCAUAGCAACAAUAGAUUUAAAAGGCCCAUCAAAAGUGGAAUAUGGAAAAACAGCUUCUUUGGUGGCUAAAUGCAAUAUUGGAUCACUUGAUGCCUCCCACUUUACUGGCAAGUGGCAGCGCAUUGACAAAGGGAAAGUUACUGACCUGGAUUUAUCAUUAGAUAAAUAUAAUGGUAGUUCUACAGAUCUCAAGAAUGCAAGACUCAUGAUAAAAGACAUAAAGACUGCUGACAAAGGAACUUAUCAGCUUUCCAUAUGUAAAGACAAUAAUUACAUCACCAGUCAGUUUGUACUUAAUGUGCACAUGAAACUAGAUGAAAAGAAAAAAAUCAGAUAUGAGCUCCUGAAUGAUAAGGGACAAGAAGCCUUGAAAUGUUAUUUUGAUACCCAUGUUCCAGCAAGCCAACUUGAUAUGCAUCUUUCAAAAUACAAAAGUGAUCUCAAUUUUAAGCGACAUUGUAACCAUCAUCAACUGGGAAUUCUAUUUCCAGUAGGCAAAGCAGUAUCAUCAAAAAAAUUAGAUACUAGCUUGUUAUACAAGUUAUGUCGUAAUACAAUAGGACUAGCUCCACCACGGCAAGGAUGGGAUAAUUUGCCAAAUCCUGGUGAUUUAACUGAAUCUGAUGACAUUGAAAGGAUACACAAACACAGAAAUCAAUUCUCUCAUAAGGGACAAGAAAAGAUAGAAAAUUUAAAUACAGAAUUUAAAGAUUUAUCAGAUGCCAUAGUAAGACUUGGAGGAGGGAAAUUUAAGAAAGAAGUAAAAAGAAUUAAGACGUUAAAGAUUGAUGAUUUGGAGAACGAUAGAAUUCGCAAUAUUGAAGAUGUUACAUUGGAGUCAUUAGAGCUGAUUCGCAGUAUUAAAAAAGACACUGAAGAAACAAAAAAUAGUAAAAGAAAUCAAAAUGGAGCACCAUUCUUCUUGUGUAAGCUUUAUCUGCAAAGAGUAUGCCAUCAAUGUAGUGGAAAAUUUGAAAGGCCAAUAAAGCCUCCAAAGGAUUUUGUUUUCAGACGAAAAAUACCAAAAGAGUAUUUUAAUACUACCGGAAGAUGUUUAUCCUUUAGGAAAGUGCAUUAUCAUAUUGAGUGUGUUGAUGACAAAGAAAACAUUUGCAAAAUUCCACCUAAAGAAGGAAUUAGUCUUUCAAAAUCCCACAUUGAAUAUUUUGAAACGCUAGGGCAUCACAGUGUGUGUGACUGUGCUAAAAAGUUAGAUCUUGUUGCUGUUUGACUGUUGUUGCACAAUCAAAAAUGCUGUAAAAUCUUAAAUUCAAGUAUCUCUUGAUCUAGUCAUAAUGAAACCCCAGUAUUGUAUAAAUAUUAAUUGAAUUCUUCAUGUAUCAUUCAAUUAUUUUAUGAAUAUAAAAUGAAAUAACAGAUGAAAACAAAACAGUACAGUAAAUAUUUGUAAACAGGAGGAAGCACAUUCAAUUUAUAAUAUUUUAGCAACUUUUUGUUGGAUAGUUUUCUCUUUCUUAUUAUAGCAAUUUAAGUUUGAAAAUAUUCUCACCUUUUAUUUUAUAAAAAAAUACAUAUAUAUUCUAUUUAUACCCCUGAGCUUUGAAAAAGUUGGGGUAUACUAUUUUACCUCUGUCCAUCCAUCCCAUGAUUAUUUAAACAGAAUGUUUGAUGAAUUAGUUUUCAUUAAACACCUUCAGAAUUAAAAAAGAAAUUUAUUGUUUUCCUGCUACAUCAUGUACAUAGCAAAAGCCUUUAAAGGUAUAGAUUUGCAGUACUGUUUUUUCUAAAUAUUGAAGUAUCAUGAGUUAUCUCCCCUUUAAAUAUUAAAUUCACAUAAACAUCAUUAGUUAUCAUUAUUUUUACCAUUUAUUUUUGUGUUAUGGCUAUUAUUUUCUUGACUAUUUAAAUAGAAAGACUAAAUUGCAAGAACAUCUACACAGAAGAUCUACAAAUAAGUGAACAUGAUUGUAAGAGUUGUUGCCCUUUGUAACCUGUCUUUGAUGUUUUGCCUUUUUAACUCUAAGAAACUCUACACAGCAAUAUUCAUCUGUUACCGACCGUGCAAAGGCUGUAUAGCCAGUCGAGGUCGUUAAAACUUCCAUUCAUGGUAUUCAUCUGCUUGACAAGAUCUACAAAUAAUUAAACAUGUCUAAAAUCAUCUGUCUACCCAAUAUAAGAGUUAUUGCCCUUCAAAUACACUUGUUAUCUGUUGGUAAUCUUUUCAAGCUAAAGCAGAUAGAAGGCUGAUUUGUUUUUUAAUUAUAUAUAUGGAAGCUACCAAGGGGACAUUCAAAUCUCAUACAUGUCAUGUUACCAUGGUUACAGUUUUGUACAUAUUACAGUUUUUCUAUAUUAUCUUAAACCUAUAAAUGAAUUUUUUAAAUAUUUUUAGAAAGACUGUACACAAUUUAUUUUUUCUGGUAGAUGAAAAUCAUGCAUAUAUAUGAAUUGCAUUUAUUUAUAUUAGGAUUUGAAAAAUGAAAUAAUUCAUUUGAGAUCCAAACUAGCUACAUGAAAGCAAUGCAUCUGAGAAUAAUAAGAAUAUAAAAAGAACAAUCAUGUUAUCAAAUGGACCAACUAAUACUGAUUACAUAAAGGAAGUUUAUGGUGUGAGUAUGUAUUUAUGAUGAUAAAAUCUCAGUGUAUAUUACAAAUUGAUGCUUGACAAUUUUAAAGUUUUUAAUAAAUUUUUAUGUUAAAUUUA
Mytilus trossulus (common blue mussel) is the source of this 2920-nucleotide messenger RNA. RefSeq lists its product as uncharacterized. Bases 167 to 1486 code for a protein of 439 amino acids. The record is from RefSeq and is a predicted model, not a curated record. NCBI's taxonomy places the organism in Eukaryota, Metazoa, Mollusca, Bivalvia, Mytilida, Mytilidae. The transcript has 7 exons.